Molecule: messenger RNA, 9178 nt
Organism: Sus scrofa (pig)
Lineage: Eukaryota; Metazoa; Chordata; Mammalia; Artiodactyla; Suidae
Gene: ULK4
Product: unc-51 like kinase 4
Biological process (GO): protein phosphorylation
Molecular function (GO): ATP binding; protein kinase activity
Source: RefSeq, a predicted model, not a curated record
GCAGGCCUAAUCCAAAUGCGAAGGGGUGAUGGACCUGUAAGGUUUCACGCUGUUUCUGCGCGUCCCGCCUUGCUCCAUUACUUCGUCCCUGGCUUUGACCAGUGGACUCGUCCUGAGGGGUGGGGGCUAAGACGCGCGCACUCGCUGCAGCGGUCUGGUGGACCUGCGGCUUCUCCCCACCUGGUGAGCAGGAGCUAGAGAUGCUAUUAGGCUGUCAUUUUAUCGAAUGUGAGAAGUCAGCCCAGAGAUGGAAAACUUCAUUCUGUACGAGGAGAUUGGCAGAGGAAGCAAAACUGUUGUCUAUAAAGGGCGACGGAAGGGAACAAUCAAUUUUGUAGCUAUUCUUUGUACUGAUAAGUGCAAGAGGCCUGAAAUAACCAAUUGGGUCCGUCUCACCCAUGAAAUUAAACACAAGAAUAUUGUAACUUUUCACGAAUGGUAUGAAACCAGCAAUCAUCUCUGGCUAGUUGUAGAACUCUGCACAGGUGGUUCCUUAGAAAUGGUUAUUGCUCAAGAUGAAAACCUUCCUGAAGAUGUUGUGAGAGAAUUUGGGAUUGACCUGAUUACUGGAUUACAUCAUCUUCAUCAACUCGGAAUUCUCUUUUGUGACAUUUCUCCUGGGAAGAUACUCUUGGAAGGGCCUGGCACACUGAAGUUCAGUAAUUUUUGCUUGGCCAAAGUAGAAGGUGAAAAUUUGGAAGAGUUCUUUGCCUUGGUGGCAGCAGAAGAAGGAGGAGGUGAUAGUGGAGAAAAUGUACCGAAGAAAAACAUGAAAAGUAGAGUCAAAGGAUCUCCUAUCUAUACAGCUCCAGAAAUUGUGAAGGGUACCGACUUCUCCAUCACCAGUGACCUCUGGUCUUUGGGCUGUCUGCUUUAUGAAAUGUUUGCAGGAAAACCUCCAUUCUUCUCAGAAAGUUUAUCAGAAUUAGUUGAAAAGAUUCUUUAUGAAGAUCCUUUGCCACCUAUUCCAAAAGAUUCUUCUUGUCCUAAAGCUUCUUCAGAUUUUAUUAAUUUGCUUGAUGGUUUACUUCAAAAAGAUCCUCAGAAAAGAUUAACUUGGGCAGGCCUCCUGCAGCAUUCAUUUUGGAAGGACGCUUUCACUAGACAAGAUCAGGACUCGAGCACCGAGGAUUCCAACGUCAGCAAAAACAUGGCGUAUUCCAGGUCACAAGAUGCCAAGGAGCUUCUGCAGAGCCUUCAGGGUGCACAAGCCAAAGGGGAUAAGAGUGGUCAGCGACUCAGUCACUCCUUCAGGCUAGAAAAUCCAUCAGAGUUGCAGCCUAAGAGUACUGUUGGGGGUACUCAGUUGAAUGAGUCCAUGUUUCUUCUGAGUUCUCGUCCUACUCCAAGAACUAGCACUGCAGUGACAUUAAGUCCUGGUGAGGAUAUGACUCAGAAUUCACCACAGAAGACUUCUCCUUUGACCAAGAUUACAGGGGCACACCUGAGUCAGCAGGACCUGGAGUCCCGGAUGAGAGACCUUAUCUACACAGACUCAGAUCUGGUCGUCACUCCCAUUAUAGAUAAUCCAAAGAUAAUGAAACAACCACCAAUUAAAUUUGAUCCCAAAAUAUUGCAUCUACCAGCACAUUCAGUGGAGAAGUUGGUGUUUCUAAAAGACCAAGACUGGAAUGACUUUUUGCAACAAGUGUGCUCACAGAUCGACUCCACUGAGAAGAGCACAGGAGCCUCCCGAGCCAAGCUGAACCUCCUUUGCUAUUUGUGUGUGGUGGCGGGGCACAGGGAAGUGGCCACUAGGCUCCUGCAUUCUCCUCUGUUCCAGUUGCUAAUACAGAAUUUGCGAACAGCUCCAAACUGGGAUAUAAGGGCCAAGGUUGCUCGGGUGAUUGGCUUACUCGCCUCGCACACAACUGGGCUCCAGGAAAAUACACCUGUCAUUGAGGCAAUUACUCUCCUAACGGAAUUAAUUAGGGAAAACUUCAGGAACAGCAAAUUAAAACAGUGCCUUUUACCCACCCUGGGGGAGCUGAUCUACCUUGUAGCCACACAGGAAGAAAAAAAAAAGAACCCCCGAGAAUGCUGGGCUGUUCCCUUGGCUGCGUACACGGUGCUAAUGAGGUGCCUUCGGGAAGGGGAAGAACGUGUUGUGAAUCACAUGGCAGCCAAGAUUAUUGAAAAUGUCUGCACUACCUUUUCUGCUCAGGCUCAGGGCUUUAUUACAGGAGAAAUUGGGCCUGUUUUAUGGUACCUGUUCAAACAUUCUACCAUUGAUUCUCUUCGGAUAACGGCAAUAUCGGCCUUGUGUAGACUCACUCGCCAUUCCCCCACGGCCUUCCAGAACGUCAUUGAGAAGGUGGGACUGACCUCGGUGAUAAACUCCUUGGCCUCUGCCAUCUGCAAAAUCCAGCAGUACCUGUUGACCUUAUUCACUGCUAUGCUGUCCUGUGGGAUUCAUCUUCAGAGGCUAAUACAAGAAAAGGAUUUUGUCUCCACAAUUAUCCGUUUACUUGAUAGCCCCUCAACUACCAUUAGAGCCAAAGCCUUCCUGGUUCUUUUAUAUAUUUUGAUUCAUAACCAUGAGAUGCUGCUGCUCAGCUGCCAAGCAAGACUGGUGAUGUACAUUGAGAGAGACAGCAGAAAGACCACUCCAGGCAAGGAGCAGCAAAGCGGCAGUGCAUACCUGUCCAAAUGCCUGGACCUUCUCAUCCGUCACAUCGUGCAGGAGUUGCCUCGAAUCCUGGGUGACAUCCUUAACGCCUUGGCUAACAUUUCUGGUCGUAAACACCCAUCCACAGUUCAAGCAAAGCAGCUGAAGAUGUGUCUCCCGCUGAUGCCUAUAGUGCUUCACCUCGUAACUUCUCAGGUAUUUCGACCUCAUGUUGUGACAGAAGAGUUCCUUUUCAGUUAUGGAACUAUUCUUAGUCAUAUUAAAUCAGUAGACUCAGGAGAAACUAAUAUAGAUGGAGCCAUAGGACUGAUGGCAUCAGAAGAAUUUAUCAAGAUCACGCUGUCGGCUUUUGAAGCUGUGAUACAGUAUCCUAUUUUAUUGAAAGACUAUUGCUCUACGGUGGUUGACUAUAUCCUGCCACCCUUGGUCUCCUUGGUUCAGAGCCAAAAUGUGGAGUGGAGACUCUUCAGCUUGCGAUUGCUCUCAGAAACCACAUCUCUUCUUGUGAACCAGGAGGUUGACGAUGGCAAGAAGGAGGCGAACGUUGAUUCUGACAGCAGUCUUCUGGGCCUCAUUAGAGAGUCCUUACUUCCCCAGUAUGAGCACAUCCUCAUGGAGCCUGACCCCGUCCCAGCAUAUGCUCUGAAGCUGCUUGUCGCUAUGACGGAACACAGCCCAACUUUUACCAGACUUGUGGAAGAAAGCAAAUUGAUCCCACGCAUUUUCGAAGUAAUUCUGGACCAUCAGCAGAACAUUCUGGGUAACACCAUGCAAAGUGUGAUUGCGUUGCUCAACAAUCUGAUCACCUGCAAAGAUUCGAAUAUGAAGCUACUUUAUGAGCAAGGACUAGUCCAUCAUGUCUGUAACCUAUUCACUGAAACUGCCACACUGUGCUUGGAUGUGGACAAUAAAAACAACGACGAGACGGCAGCCGCCCUGCUCUUUUCCCUGCUUGAAAUUUUGCACAGCAUGCUGACGUAUACAUCUGGGGUCGUGAGGCUGGCGCUGCAGGCACAGAAGUCAGGCUCAGGAGGGAGCACUCAGGCUGCAGAAGACCUGCUCCUGCUCAGCAAGCCCCUGACAGAUCUCGUCAGCCUGCUUAUCCCGCUGCUUCCUAGUGAGGAUCCUGAAAUUUUUGACAUCUCAUCCAAGUGUCUGUCUAUACUGGUUCAGCUGUACGGAGGGGAAAACCCAGACAGCCUGUCUCCUGAAAAUGCAGAGAACUUUGCUGAUUUACUGACAUCCAAAGAGGACCCAAAGGAGCAGAAGCUUCUGCUGAGGAUCCUCAGGAGAAUGAUCACCUCCAGUGAGAAGCACCUCGAAAGCCUCAAGCAUGCAGGCAGCCUCCUGCGGGCUCUGGAGUGGCUGGCCCCGGAUGGCGGUUCAUCGGCCAACAGUGCAGUGGCUUCCUUGGCCCUCGAAAUCCUCCAAGCUGCUGGACACUAGGCAAGAAGGCACUUAACACAAGCCCUGCGGCACUCACCCUCGACUACACACACUCACCACAUGGCCACCUACAGCUCUAUUUGGAUCUAAUAAAGUCAGCUGAACUCAGAACCUCGGGCUGAGGUGCUCUAGCUCUGGAUCCUAGAAAACCCACUCAGAACAGACCUCCUCAUCUCCUGUGGAACACAUCUAGAAACCCCAGGUUUGCUAGCUGGUCUCAAUGUUCUUUUCCUCCCUGUGUGGACGGGUAGGUCUGUCAGAGGGGCAGGUCACUGCCUGUACUAAUCAAAGAGGAGAAGCUGCCAUCCUCAGUCUGUUGGUGUCUCUAAGCGUCUUUCUCCUCUGGAGAUUUAACAGGCAGGACUAGGCAGGCAUGUUCUUCCAGCCACAGCUCCAGAGCAAGCCUUUGGAAACAGUCUUAGCCUCUUGUCUUCCUCCCACUUUCACCAGCCUGGCUUUGCUUCAUUUCAGGGGUGAACUGAUUCCAAGAAUCUCAGGAGAAUUGGGCAAGACUCUACUAAACGGACACAGGUAGUUAAGUUUGCCCAAAGGAAUGCAAAACACUCAACGCUGGCUUCCUUGAAGGUCUGCCCAUCUAGAUGGGACGAUGGCAUCAAGGUAGAAUCAUCCCAACUCCUACCAAUGACGCCUUUAUCCUUGAACUCUUUCCAGCUUCUUGCUCACAAUACGCCCUUAAGCAUCUCCUUUGUAAGAGUCAAGCCUGUGAAAAUAUUUGAUGGACGCUGCUACAAGGUGUUGGACUGUUGUAUUGAGGAAGGUAGGGGUGGAUCUGGGGCAGCUCCAACCAAGUGAGCAAGUGAGAACAUUCCUUGGCCUCCUCCCUGGGGCCUCAGUUUUCCCCACUGCACAAUGAAAGAGUUAGAUCAGUGGCUGCAGUGCUCUGGGCUUCUUAGAGAGAGGGGAUCUGCCCACUAACACACUGCCCAGGCCCAGAUGGGAUUGUGCUGGACAGAAGCGCCUGUGCAGGUAGGAUGGGCAGGGCAGGCAGAAGUGGAAGCCACACGGGCACACUGGGUGACCGCAUCUAUUGCAUCAUGGGAAGCUGGUCACACUGUGCCACUGGGGUCGGAUUGGUAUGCCAGCUUCCAUUUCGCUUUGUAAUGAAAAUGGCAGCUCUGUGCCCCACUCCAUCAAAGGCAUGUAUGUCACUUAAGUCCCACCAUCUGCAAAGCAAAUUUCUUAGCCUCUUGUCUUCCCAGUCUUAGUGAGCUCAAAGAUAGGGGAACAUGAGCAGUCUGUUUGAGUAGGCAGAGGGAGGCUGAGGGCAGUAACCUGUCCCUGUCCCACACAAGAGGCUCAUACCCUUGUAUUUGGCUUCCCAGGCUGGCUCCAGUUCUGAGAAGAGCUGGCCCCUGGCCACCUAAGAGAGUUCUGAGGAUUCUGGCAGUGGUAAGAGGCUAAGGCACCUACUGGCCCUCCCCUGCCUACCACCUUGGAGCUUUAGCUAUUUGGGAUGAAUGGUGGCAGUGAAGUUGCAGAUAGAGGGGCAAAGGAGGCAGCAAGGGCAUGCCUUGCAUGGAGAGGCCCAAGCAAGUGGCUGCACCAGGCUGCCCUCUUUCUGUCAUUGACAGGACACCCAAUGCUUUAAGACUCCGCCUCUGCUUACAGCCUGAGUGGGUGCUCAGCGAGCUGCCCCUCUUUUUGGAGUGAUGGUGGCCCGAGACUUGACAGUCAUCUUGCAGCUUAGGAAGUGGGUCUGUAGGAUGGAGCAAUGAAAUUUGCCAUCUUGGGGUUCUUUGUACUGGUCUAGCUCUUCCUCUAUAACCAUAUUUCCACUAUUAUUACCUUGAAGUUCUCAGGUCAAUUCUGCAAAUGCAGGUCAGGUCUUACUCCUGUGGGAUAGCUCGGAAAGUGGGGAGUCUAGUGGCUAAGGCUCUUGCUCAGAGUGACAGAAGAGGAGCUGGGUUUCUCCUGCUUCCACUUGAAGCAAAAUGCCCUAUUUUCUUCCUCUUCCAGCAACAGAAAAACAUGUAUAAACCCAUCUCUCUGGUAUAUGAAUUUAUGUAGGGACUAAGGUAAGAGCCUAAGUAAGGAAGGAAUUGGCAGGGGAGGGGAGGCAAGGAGCCACAAAAGCCUGAAAGGGCUUGGUCUCUUGGGAGAGCUGUCUAGAGCAGGGUGGGGACAAGACUUACCUAAGUUUGGGAGGCACUGGCCCCAAGAGCUACAAACUUUGGUGGGGCUGAGGCAGGGGAGCAGCAACGAGAGAAGCCUUGGUGUAGAGCAAGGACCAGGGCGGUGUGGAGUCCUCACAUGACCUGGAAGAAGACUGGCUUUUUACACCCGGCCCCUCAGAAGCUUGAUGCUGAGGUGGCAAAGGCAGCCUGUCACCUCCCUCUAGCUUACUCCACAAAGGACUCUGAUGGCUAAGAAAAAGGAAGCAUUACCCUUUUUGCCAUCCCUCCCCAUUAUUUUCUAGUUGUAUCUGAUGGGUGUUCGGUUAAGAUUCUCACCUACUAUUAAAAACUUUGGUGGAGCCACUUCAGCUAUCUGAAUUUUAUAAACCAAACAGCACAGUUCGGAUCUUCUGUUUUUAUCACACUGAUGAAAACAAGAAUCAAAGAGCAUAUUCAUCUCAAGAUCUUUGAUGGUCGAAUAACCAGAUCAAAGCCUCAUGUCUAGAACAUCUCCAACAAGGAAAAGCUUCAUUUAUCAGCUCAAUGGUGAUAACUGCAGUGGGAUCAGAUGUCCUCUGCACCUUUGUCCCCAGGUAACCCGCUAUUCUGAUUUCUGUAGUAAUCUAAUAAUUUCCUUGCUUUUUAGUUUAAUGUGGAUGAUUUCCUUAAAAGAGUGUGCCCCCCCUUUAUUUUUUUGCACCAGUUAAGUCCUAUGGCAUGCAUUUGUGACUUGACUUGGUCAAUAUCAUUAUUUGAGAUAGAUAUACCCAUAUUAUUGUGUUGAAGCUGUAGCUUUUUUUACUGCAGUGUGGCCGUUUCCUUAUCUGGAUAAAGCAAUUACUGGACACAUGGGCUUUUGAUAUUUUGUUGGUCAUAGAUAUUUUUUUUGCAUUAAUUUCAGUUUUAUCCAAAUAGCUACCAUACUUUUACUAAAGUCCCUCUUUUUCACACUGACCUCCAAAGCUACCUCUAAGUGUCUACUGUCUUCACCUUAUUCUGUUCCCUUAGUCUAUACUUCUGUCCACAUGCCCUUUACAGCAUUAAUCACAGCACUAACUACGCCUACCUUUAGAGUUAGGUCUUGAUGGCUGGUAGAACAAGUUUUCCCAUUUUAUUCUUCACGAGCGUCUUGGCUGUUCUUGGCCCUGUGUCCUUCUAAGUACACUGCAGAACUAACUACCUUGCUGAAUCAGAGUAACCUUCAUAUUAAGUUUUUAAAUGGAACUUCAAAACUCCAAUAAUAUUAGAUAAGCUCUAAAAAAUGUUUUCCAGGAGUUCCCGACAUAGUGCAGUGGAAACAAAUCCAACUAGAAACCAUGAGGUUUUGGGUUUGAUCCCUGGCCUCACUCAGUGGGUCAAGGAUCCGGUGUUGCAGGUCGCAGAUGCAGCUCGGAUCUGGGGUUGCAGUGGCUGUGGUGUAGGCCGGCGGCUACAACUCUGGUUAGAACCCUAGCCUGGGAACCUCCAUAUGCAGGUGUGACCCUAAAAAGACCAAAAGACAAAAAAAAAAAAAAAUGUUUCCUGGUUUUAAGAAGUUCUUUAAAUAAAACAGCAUGCUGUAGUUCUGUAUGUUAAAAGCUGACCUCAUGAAAGAUCUUCACUCUGCUAACCUACUAGUAGCUGCUCUGAGCUUCUCGUAAUACGGCCUUGGCUCUGUGUCUCAGGCACUGGAAGUAGAACUGCCCCUUAUCAGGUAUGCAGGUGUCUCCGCUCCAACCCCAUCACAGACCCCAGGGAAGAAUUUAUGAAGCUUUCACAAAAGGUCUUCAACAAAAAAGGAACUGAGUAUAUGUUUAAAUGCAGUGUAAAUCAGAGACAGCACUCCCUAAGCACAAAACACUUUCACGCAUUUUAAAGACCAGACACAAGUUCUAACAGAUCUACUGACUCUGCCCUCCAGGAUGAACUAAGCCUGUCAGACCUCCCACCACGAUAACAGGCUCACCAGGCAGACAGCAUGAAGAAGGCCCAUUCUAGUUCUGAUUAUGUUCAGAUAAAUAUCGACACUUCAACUGUCUUAAUUAUCAGUUCAAAGCGGAGCUGAAGGAACUCCCCUCUUCAAAUGAGUCUGUGAAGGUGCUUUAAGUCCAAAUCCAGGUACUUAAUUCCUCAUGAUUACCUUAAUGGAAAGAAACCAUCUGAUGGGGUUUGUGGGGGGGGGGGGGUGCCUGUGCGGCUUUCAGUUUUGUUCUGUGUAGCCCAAGAACUAGAUGCCUUUGAACUGAGGAUGAGGAGGCCUCUGGUCACUCGGGCAAGAUUACACACCUGACCUCAUUCAGGCUGAAGGAGUCUUGGCCAUAAGCUCUCAGCCCAGAGUCCUUCAGUUGGAGAUGGUGGCCUCUCUUACCUAAGCUCAGAAUCAAUGUUCAAGGCUGAAAUACUUUUGAUGCAGUUUAACUCAGGGUCCCAUGCUAGAGAAACUUGGCAAAUAAUUCUAUCAUUACAACUUAAAUUAUUUCACUGUGUUUUCCUCAUGAUGAAGUUGAGCUGAAUAAGUCAUUUGUGAGAAUAAGUUAGUCUCUAGGAAAAAAAAGAUGACACAAUCGAAUGAAUUAAAAGUUUAAUUCUGAACCAUUUUUAUAACCGCAUUUUCUCUUGAAGCAUUGUAUCACAGCAGGUUACAACAACUUUGGGAUAAAAGGCAACUGGUAAACUGUUCAAAACAAGGUUCCAAAUAACACCUCUUACUGAUUUACCCUAACCAUACAUAUCCCAAAUAAAGUUUUUGAUCAAAAACAUGAAAUAGAUCCACCUGCUUAUUUUAAGCAUAUUAAAAAGGAAACUAAUUGGACCAUUUCUAUUUGUCUAUUUUAUACAAAAAGGCUACACAAUGUUACACUUUAUUCAGAUUACAAUUAGAGUGAUUAUGAAUUAGUGUUCUACACCAUUACUCAAUUCUUAAAAAUUAGAAAUUGCUGUAGCAGUAUUCACUAUAACUUAACACUAUGAGACUUAAAAAACUAACAGU